This is a messenger RNA of Esox lucius (northern pike), 2925 nucleotides long. RefSeq names its product low-density lipoprotein receptor-related protein 8. The transcript is spliced from 15 exons. Lineage: Eukaryota; Metazoa; Chordata; Actinopteri; Esociformes; Esocidae. Gene Ontology annotation, molecular function: protein binding; calcium ion binding. Bases 119 to 2203 code for a protein of 694 amino acids. The record is from RefSeq and is a predicted model, not a curated record.
ACACCAAGGACUUGGUCUGUUCAGAACACUAACGUUUUGAACACAGCUACUCAGCAUUACGUCAUUCCCAUGCGCGUCUGACUGCACAAUUGAGGACAGCGUGGAGCACCUUGGUAGAAUGCUUCUUCUAACUCUGUUGUUAACUUUCCAUCUUUUUUGGGGCACUCGAGUUAAUUCUGCCCCGCCUACCUGUACGCAGACCCAGUUCAUGUGCAGAAACGGGCGGUGCAUCCCCGACCUUUGGGUGUGUAAUGGGGACAGAGACUGCGAGGAUGGCAGUGAUGAAGUCCACUGCAGGAAGCAGACAUGCCCAGGGUUUAUGUGUAAAGACGGCGGCUGCAUUGCCCAGAGCGCCCUUUGUGAUGACAUCAUGGAUUGCCGCGACGGCUCUGAUGAGUUAUCAGAAAACUGUGGUUUACGUCAAUGUAAGAAGGAUGAAUUUUCCUGCUCCGACAGGCGUUGUUUAUCCCUCCGCUUCCGCUGCGACGGCAGUGACGACUGUGGGGACGGCAGUGACGAGGCCUCCUGUCAGGACUGCGCGGCUGACUGGUUUCCAUGUGAGCCGGCAGGGAUGUGUGUUCCCAGGGCUAAGCUGUGUGAUGGAAGACCUGACUGCCCUCUUGGGCAGGACGAGGGCGCUGACUUGUGUCCCUCUAGCCCACCCACGAGCCCUCGCACCUGUGCCGGCUUUGAGUUCAGCUGUGGGGAUGGCCAGUGUAUUCCACACUCCUGGAGGUGUGACCACUCGACUGACUGUGCUGACAACAGUGAUGAGGACAACUGUGGUCAGAAUGAGUGUCUGGUGAAUAACGGCGGCUGUUCUCACCUCUGUGUGGACCUGGCGAUGGGCUUCCUCUGUGACUGCCCUGCUGGCAUGCGGCUGGUGCAUGACGUCCAGUGUGAGGAAACCGACCUGUGCCUUGAUACUGACGUUUGCAGUCAGCUAUGUAAACAUGUCAACGGAACUUUCCAAUGUGGAUGCCAUGAGGGCUACCUAAUGAGUCCAAGGACAGGGGAGUGCAAGGCGAAAGGUACCGUUGCGCAGUUAGUGUUCAGCAGUUCCGGGGGGGUACGGCGUGUCAACGCUGCUGGAAUGGAGUACAGGGAGGUUGAUGCCCACCUGCAGGGGCCAGGCCCUUUGGCAGUCCUUACUGCAGAUCGCUCGCUCUUCUGGGCAAGGCCUGGACAAGGCUCUAUUUACAGGAUCUCGAUGGAUGGGGAGACCCGGGAGUCUGUCCUGCUGUUAAAAGGCCUUGGUUCUGUCCUGGGCAUGGCUGUGGACUGGAUCCAUAAGCUGCUCUACUGGACCAACACAAACACUCACUCGGUCAACGUGGCCCGACUGGAUGGUUCUGCCGGCCGCCUCCUGAUUGGAGGACUGGCCAAGCCCACUGCGGUUGCUGUGCAACCAUUGUUGGGGUUCCUGUUCUGGGCAGAAAGUGGAAGCUCUUCAAAGAUUGGACGUGCUGGCCUGGAUGGACAAGCCCGGCUGCCACUUAUCACCACAGCUAUAUGGAAUCCAGUCGCCAUCUCUCUGGACAUGCCCCGGGAACUCCUGUAUUGGGUCGACUCAGGGCUGCGCACCAUCUCGAGAGUUGGGUUCGACGGGAAACAUCGCAAGGUGGUGGUGGAGUCUAAUGGAUACCUGGACAGGCCCUUGGGGUUGGCAGUAUUUGAGGGCCAUGUUUACUGGAGUGAACAGGCCACAAAGACCAUCUGUAGUGCUAGCAAGCACAAUGGCAGCCUCUUAAGAGUCAUCCUUCCUAAUGUUGCUUCCCCAGGCAGCUUGGUUUUUGUUCACCCAGUUCUUCAACCAAAAGGCACUGCAGUGUGUGGAAAUGAUGGCAGAGUUUGUCCAUAUGAGUGUGUGCCUGACCUUUUCUCUGGAACAAGCUCUCCCAGCUUCUCCUGCGUUACUCCUACAGGGGGUAGCAAUGAUGUGAUUUUUCACAACAGUUCGGCCCCGGCACGCUCUGAAACAACUUAUGCUGGACUCAGUUUGCUAAUAGUGGCCCUGAGUGUGCUUUUAGCGGGGGUGGCAUUGUGGUGGUGGAGGCAGGAAUUAAGGCCCUCCAGGACACCCACCCUCCAAAACCUCUCCAUGAAAGAGUCCCAAGACCCCCUUAUCCAGGCACCAGCCAUGGGCCCGGAGACUUGUUCUGUCAAGGAUACUCUGCUUAAGCUGGACCUGGACUGCGACUGAUUGUCCCUUGCGUAAGCAGGGCAGGUGUUCAGCGGUGCUCCUGCUGCCACUCUUCCUGGUGCCAGCAGGCCUUGGAUUCUCCUCCGGUCAUCUGGCAAAAGGGGGUGGGAGGAGGAGAGGAAGCUUCUUACUGCACAUCCCCAUGGUGACCUAGUGUUCUCCUGGGACCUAAUUUAACCUUGAUGUUGAUUUUGACUUGUAGCCAUUUAAGGCCUGGAUCAAAUCCACUGAAGGCUGCACAAGUUGACUCGAAGAUGACUUCCUCAACUUGAUUGAUCCCCGCCUUAGUGGUCAUUUUGCAUAUGAAUGACACUUGAGCCGGUGUCCAGUCUGUUUCAGAUACUGUGCCCGUAAUUCGUACACUUGAAUGUCUUUUUGCACUCACUCGACGGCUGUAUGGUACACAUUAUGAGCGUUUGCAUUAUAUAUCCAUAUCUUUAUGUACAUUGUUGAUUCACACAGAACAUGAAUCACUCCAUUUGACGUGAUUUAUGCAAAAAUGCUGAACUAUCAAAUAGUAUUGUAUGCAAUGCAUUGUGGUUGAUUCGUCAAGAAUUAUAAGAAUAUUUUAAGAUGUUUUGCGAUCAGCUGAAGUUAAGUAUUUUCACUGUAACCUCUAAGGGGGUAUAUAAUGUGGCUCUAACAGUGAAAAGCACUGAUUCCACACUAAUCUACUUCUGGGGUGCCUUGAUAUAUAUGAUAUAUUAUACAUGAUUUAGUGC